AUGACUUUUAAAAUGGCGAGUUAUUUUAUUUUGAUAGUGAUUGAUUUAAAUACAAUUUUCUCUGCAAUACUUAUCGACAAUUAUGUGAAAUCUAAUAAAAUAGCGUGUAUUGUUCUAUAUUUGUUCUGGAUUUGUCAUAAUGUUUGCCAAUUUUUGGUCAUUAAUUACGUGUGCGAAACAGUCAGUACCAAGGCAAAUGCAACAGCAGAUUUAUUAAAUAGAUUAUCAUAUUCUAUUUUUGACAUUAAAGUCCGUGAAAUCUUUUCACAAUUUUCAUUACGAACGACAUAUGCACCACUUAGAUUUUAUGGAAUUGGAUUCUUCGAAUUUGGCUUCAAAUUUCUUCAUAGGUUUAUCAUGUCUGUUGCGACUGUUUUAGUUAUUGUUAUACAAGCGCAAACAAGUAAAUAA
This is a messenger RNA of Wasmannia auropunctata (little fire ant), 411 nucleotides long. RefSeq names its product gustatory and pheromone receptor 32a-like. The transcript has 4 exons. Lineage: Eukaryota; Metazoa; Arthropoda; Insecta; Hymenoptera; Formicidae. The coding region runs from base 1 to 411 and encodes 136 amino acids. Gene Ontology annotation, cellular component: membrane. The record is from RefSeq and is a predicted model, not a curated record. Gene Ontology annotation, biological process: sensory perception of taste.